AAUCUCAAUUGUGGAAUCAUAAUAUAUACUACCAGAUUGGUUGCCUUCUUUCACCUCUGAAAUAUUAUCUCAUAUAUUUUCAAUCACACAUUCACACUUCCCAUAAAUAUAUACAUUAUUCAAAGAGUUAACCAUGGCGGCUUAUGGAGCUCUGGUUUCUCUUAUGCAUAUCAUAGAUCGGCUUGAAAAUCAUCCUUCCCCUCCAAUUUCUCUCGACAAUCAGCAAGUUGAAUCUCUUACUGAAAUUGUUACCUUCUUGCAAGAUUUUCUUGAUGCUUAUAUUUCCCCAGUUGUGGAUGACCAUAUUGAAGCAGAUCCAUUGGAGCGUCGCAUUGCUGAUGCAGUUUAUGCAGUUGAGGAUGUCAUCGAAUCCCAAAUUGUGCUUCAAAUUGAAAACCAAUCCACAAUUAUUGGAAGAAGUCCAGUUGAUAACCGAUCCACAAUUCGUAGGAAGAUGUCCAGUUUUAUCAUCUUGUUUCUAGAUCUGUGUAAAUGGGCAACUAUUGUGAAGUGGGAAGAUGUAAAUGCAGCUGACGACUUCGUGGGAAGAUGUCCAGUUGAUAGAAAUGAAUUCUAUCUCGAUCUGCAACAAGUGAUAGAAGAAAUGAAUUUGAUCAAGAAGGAAGCCAUGGAGUUUUCAGCAGCAGCACAAUUGCAGACAAAGGUCACCUCAACUCAUGGUGGCUCCUCUUCCACUGUGAAGGAAAUCGUGAUGGUGGGCUUCAAGGAGGUGUUAGUUGAAGUGCUGGAUAAGCUCACCGGAGGUAAACUCAGUCGCCAAAUCAUCUCAAUUAUGGGUAUGGGCGGCAUUGGUAAGACCACUCUUGUCCGACAUCUAUUUGAACAUGCGCAUGUUAAACAUCGUUUUGAUAUUUGCGCUUGGACUACAAUUUCUCAAACUUAUAAUGUGAAAGAAACACUUAGAGAAGUUCUUUUCCAAGCAAGUGGAAAUUCAGGUAGUGAUCUGAGUGAGGGCGAAUUGGGAUUAAAACUAUACCAGUAUUUAUCGGGCAUGAGGUAUCUCAUAAUUAUGGAUGAUAUGUGGAGUGUAGAGGUGUGGGAUAAGAUCAAGUUUUUCUUUCCUGAUUGCAAUGAUGGGAGUCGAAUAAUUGUAACAACAAGGAUGUCAAACUUGACUUCACAGUUGGGUGAGUCUUAUGGUGUUGGUAUGAAAUUUCUAGAUGAGGCUAGUAGUUGGGAUUUGUUCACCCAGACUGUGUUUGGGGGCGAAUGUUUCCCUCAUGAAUUGGAGGAUAUUGGAAAGAAUAUUGUAGCAAAUUGUAAAGGGCUUCCUUUAUCAAUUGCUACAAUUGGAGGUCUUUUGGCAAAAUCUGAGCGCACUAGAGAAUAUUGGAUGCAUAUAGAGCAAAAUUUAAAUUCAAUUGUCAUUACGAAUAAUGAUGAAUUUUGCUUGAAAAUUUUGCGAUUGAGCUAUACCUAUCUGCCCAACUAUUUGAAGCCAUGUUUUUUGUAUAUGGGUGUUUUUGAGGAAGAUCGUUCAAUUCGUGCCUCAGCUUUGAUGAAGCUAUGGGUUUCAGAAGGAUUUUUAAAACCCGUGAGUGGAAAAUGUUUGGAAACAAUAGCAAAAGAGUACUUGAAGGAGUUGGUAGAUAGAAAUCUGAUUUUAGUUGAUAAGUUGGGGUUUAGUGGAAAUGUAAAGUUUUGUAAGAUUCAUGAUUUGUUGAGGGACGUGUGCUUGAAAGAAGUUGAAAAGGACAGGUUUUAUCGUAUCAUAGGAAAGCCUCCUUCAGUCAUACAUAACGAACGUCGGGUUGUUUUUAAAAAAUCUGGAAGUUGGGUAAUAGGUGAAGUCUCGAGAUCUUGGUCACAUGCUCGUUCGAUAAUAUGUGAUGGCGAGGGGAGAAACUUUGAAAGGCCUCACAAUCUUAGAUUGUUGAGAACAUUCAAAUCAUGUGCUAGAGAUACAGCUGGAGUUUUUUCAAAAGAGGAUACUGAGGGACAUGGUUUUAAUUUCCUAGACAAUGUUUUUCAACUGGUGAACUCACGGCUCCUUGCUGUUAGACUUCAUCAGGAGUCCAAAUUCCCUUCUUCAAUCAAAUUGCUUUGGAAUCUACAUACGUUAAUAGUUUAUUGUUGGCAUGAAGUUAUUGCACCGAUUGAGAUUUGGAAAUUGCAUCAACUUAGGCAUCUCAAGUUUAGGUUAGCAGGAUUGAUUCUACCAGAUCCUCCGAGUGAGAUGGUUAUCAUGGAGAAUCUACAAACGCUCAGAGGAGCAAAGAAUUUGUAUUUGAAUGAGGAUGUGGUUAAAAGAAUCCCCAAUGUGAAGAAACUGCAUCUAAUUUACAGAUCCGAAGAAAUGAAGAGUUUGAGAAAAUUGAAACAAAUGGAGAGAGCAAACUGUUUGAGCUAUCUUGAGUGUCUGAGUAAAUUGGAAAACUUGUGCUGCAUAUUUAGAGAUGGAUGUGAUGAUGAGUAUUUGCAGAGGAUUAGUUUCCCACACUCCCUCAAGAAGUUGAAGUUAACUCUCUCUACUGGUCAUCUGGAGUUGGUAGAGAUGUUGGAAAAGAUAGGGACAUUGCCCCUUCUUCAGAAGAUAGUAUUACAUCAUGGUAGAUUCAAAACAGGCAAGUGGGACACUAUUGAGGGCCAAUUCCGGAGCCUCAAGCUACUACAGUUGAACUCGUGUCGUGGUCUAGAAAAUUGGAUGACGGCAGAGAGCUCCCACUUUCCACUUCUCCAGGAGCUUCAUCUUCAAGGUUUGCGACAAUUGGAGGAGAUCCCUUCCGAAGUUGGAGAGAUAGCAACGCUGAAAUCAAUUACUUUGGAAGAUUGCAGUGAAUCAGCGGUAGAGUCAGCUAAAAAGAUAGUAGAAGAACAAGAGGAUAUAUAUGGAGAUCAACUAGACCUUCAUGUUCGAACUAUACUUCGUUACAGAGACGAAAGACUGCAGAGCUUGGCCAAUCCCAACUUUGAAGUUACAGUAAGAGGUUAUUAGAAUCAUCCAAGAUUUCUAGUUACAAGUUCAGUUGUUUCGUAAGCUUAUAAAACUUUGAGCUUCUGUUACUUCAUUCAUUACUAUAAGCUAGCUCCACAAGUCUUUCUAUUGUUCCUUUUGUUCUAAUACAUAAAUGUUUUAUCAAUUGAUGUUUUCUAAUUCCAGUUUCUUUAAUAACCUUAAUUUUUGCUUUUGUAGGAAUAACCUUAUUAGAGAAACACUUAGAGAAGUUCUUUUUCAAGCAAGUGGGGAUUCAGGUAGUGAUGAUCUGAGUGAGGGAGAAUUGGGAUUAAAACUACACUAGUAUUUAUGGGGUAGAAGGUAUCUAAUAAUCAUGGAUGAUAUGUGGAGUAUAGAGGUGUGGAACAAGAUCAGAUUUUCCUUUCCUGAUUGCAAAAAUGGGAGUCGAAUAAUUGUAACAACUAGGCAGUCAAACUUGAAUUUGCAGUUGGAUGAGUAUUAUGACAUUAGUAUGAAAUUUCUAGAUGAGGCUAGUAGUUGGGAUUUGUUUUGCAAGACUGUGUUUGGGGAAGAAAGUUUUCCUCAUGAGUUGGAGGAUAUUGGAAAGAAUAUUGUAGCAAAUUGUAAAGGGCUCCCUUUAUCAAUUGCUACGAUUGGAGGUCUUUUGGCAAAAUCUAAGUGCACUAGGGAAUAUUGGACGCAUAUAAAGCAAAAUUUGAAUUCAAUUAUUAUUACGAAUAAUGAUGAAUUUUGCUUGAAAAUAUUGCGAAUGAGCUAUACCUAUCUGCCCAACUAUUUGA
This is a messenger RNA of Salvia miltiorrhiza (redroot sage), 3717 nucleotides long. RefSeq names its product putative late blight resistance protein homolog R1A-10. The coding region runs from base 134 to 2956 and encodes 940 amino acids. Lineage: Eukaryota; Viridiplantae; Streptophyta; Magnoliopsida; Lamiales; Lamiaceae. The record is from RefSeq and is a predicted model, not a curated record. Gene Ontology annotation, biological process: defense response to other organism. Gene Ontology annotation, molecular function: ADP binding. The transcript has a single exon.